Teleopsis dalmanni is the source of this 957-nucleotide messenger RNA. RefSeq lists its product as uncharacterized. The record is from RefSeq and is a predicted model, not a curated record. The transcript has a single exon. Lineage: Eukaryota; Metazoa; Arthropoda; Insecta; Diptera; Diopsidae. Bases 1 to 957 code for a protein of 318 amino acids.
AUGAUUAGGGCACAUCUUCCAUCACACCUACAGUUACCUAUCCACCACAAUAACUUACUCGAAGUAUAUAAGCUCAUGAAGAUCAACGGAAUCCUGGCAAAGGGCCAUGUCAUUUUUUGCAUCGACUUACCUCUCACGGAUCCAAGAGAAUUUCAACUGUUAUAUCUUGUUCCAAUUGUGGCAGCUAUAAAUAACACACUUUUAUCAGUGAAACUUUCAACAGAAUUUCUAGCCAUCAGUCCGCAUCAUGAUGAAUUUCGACCAAUGACACAGCAUCAAGUGGACGCAUGCAUAUCGAUAAGUGACGAAGAGUUAUUAUGUCCAAACAUACAAGCAACAUUUCAUGAAUCGUCAAACGUCAAUAAUUGUGAAAUUGACUUAUUUAACAAUCAAGCUAAACCAAGAUGCGAUAUGUAUCAGCUCAAGGACACAACUGUAUGGUAUCAACUAAAUCAUCCGAAUCAAUGGAUUUACGCAACCAUAAAUAACAUCAAAAUGAAUGCAGUAUGCAACAAGAAAGCAUUUCAAUUAACUUUAGUGGGCAGUAGUUUGAUUAAAUUAGAACCUGAAUGCAUCAUCAAAAAUGAACACAUUACGAUUCAAGGUCAUCAAAAAAUGGUUACUUCAAUGCAGGCAUCGAUCACCAGAUUGAACCUAUCUGUAGGAUGGACAAAACAAUAUGCGAGCAAUAACAUCAGCGUCAAACCAUUGUCACCCACAAUCCAUGAGCUUGAACUUAUUCAACGAAAAUUAGGCCACAUCCAGAGUUCCAGUUUUCCAACUGAUGCUAUUAGUGCAGGGACACAUAGUCUAAUAACCAGCUACGUUGCAUUAGCAAUGUUUCUAUGUGUCGCUAGUGCACUAUUAUAUAUAUGGCGAAGGCAAAAAAUCACCUAUCAAACACCUCCAAUACCGAUGCCACGACAUCAGCAGAUGACCGAGGAUACAGCAUGUUGA